Messenger RNA from Iphiclides podalirius (scarce swallowtail), 1422 nucleotides. NCBI's taxonomy places the organism in Eukaryota, Metazoa, Arthropoda, Insecta, Lepidoptera, Papilionidae. The record is from the annotation of a GenBank genome assembly.
AUGCUGAAGGCGGGUGCCCUCGUGGUGCUGGCGACGGUGUCCCUCGCCGCGCCUGACCUGCAAGCCGCCACGACUAAGGACCUAAACAACACGCUGCCCGCCGAACAAUAUUUCAUAAAUCAGAUCUUCGACAAGUAUGGAUACAAAGGUGUCAUCACGUUCGAGGGCUUCGAACAUCUCCUGGAUAGUCUGGGACUAGGUGGGCGUGUGUUCACAUCACCACAUGACCUAGCGAUCCACCGCGUCAAUGGGACCUUUCGUCAAUUGCAUGAUACCCAACACAGGCACAAGCGAUCGCCUGCAAUCGCAGAACCCAUUUUAAAGAAGCCAUGUUUAUCUCCGAAAGAGAUACUCGAAGUUUAUGGGAUGGAAAAUGAGCCAGGAGUUAUCACCAUUAAUCCAAAAACAUUUCUAGAAAUGUGCCCUGCUCUAGUUUACCAACUGGACCAACGGUCGUGCUAUAAAAUUGAAGUGCCGCCACCCAAACAAGAAAGAUAUUUGACCUGGUUAUAUGCAAGCUUGAGCAUUCUAGUAAUUAGCGCAACCGGCCUUUUCGGAGUGGCAAUAGUGCCUCUAUUGAAGUCGGUUAUAUUCAGCCACGUGUUACACUUUCUCGUUGCUGUAGCAGUUGGUACGCUUUGCGGUGACGCGUUGCUACAUCUGCUGCCGCACGCUCUCAAAUCGCACGGGCCGCCCUCCGAACCGCAGGAAGAAACCGAAGUGGUGCUCAAAUGCAGCGUCACUUUCUUAACAAUACUGCUGUUCUACGCCGUGGAAGCGGUUAUGCAAACGAUAACUGGAGGCCACGGGCACUCGCACGACCAUUCCCAUGGGAAGGCAGUUGAAGAAGUGAAAGUGGAACCCGCUAAGCAAACAGAACCGAUAGAACUUGGCGCGAUGAUGCCAGGGUCGCCGCCCCCGCCAGUAGAGCGGCCUAUGACGUCGACCGCUCUCAUGGUAAUCGUUGGUGAUGGCCUGCACAACUUGACUGACGGGCUAGCGAUCGGUGCCGCGUUCAGCGGAGAUCCAGUAACGGGUUUCGCCACCGCUCUGGCUGUGUUUUGCCACGAGUUGCCCCACGAGCUGGGCGACUUUGCCGUACUACUCCGCUCCGGUAUGAGCAUAAGGCGUGCCCUUUAUUACAAUUUGCUAUCCUCGGUGUUGAGUUUUAUGGGAAUGGCUGGCGGUAUUUGGUUGGCGGAGGACCACGAGUCGGCCUCCCAAUGGAUAUACGCGGCCACAGCUGGGACGUUCUUUUACAUUGCGCUCGCUGAUCUAGUUCCGGAGAUAAAUGAGAAUAAUCACGGGAAAAGUAUUAAUUUAUUCCUCGCAGUACUUGGUAUACUGACCGGAGGAGUUAUAAUGCUUAUGAUAGCUUUACACGAAGAUUCUAUACAGUAUCUGUUUAGGAGUGCGGAACAA